AUGAAGGUUAUCGGCUGUGGCUUUGGUCGGACAGGAACCCUUAGUCUGAAAACAGCGCUUGAUGAUCUAGGCUUUGGCCCGACAUAUCAUAUGUUCGAAAACAUAAAGAACAAUGACAGCAACUUCUGGACAAAAGUCGGGCUCGAGAAAGACCCAAAACGUCGACAACAAUUUUUGAAAAAAUUCUUCGACGAGUCAACUUAUCAAAGCACGGUCGACUUUCCUGGAAAUGUCUUUUUCCAAGACUUGAUGGAAAUUUAUCCAGAUGCAAAAGUGAUCUUGUCGGUUCGAGAUUCGCCGGAAAUUUGGGCAAAAUCGGCGCAAGCGACGAUUUUCGGCUACGAAAGUGGAUCGAGGUGGAGUUUCGAAAGACUGCCGGUGGUCAAGGAGCUUUUGAGAUUUAUUCCGGGAAUCGGGUCUUAUCAGUUGACAAAAAUGAUUGAGACAAAUGUUCCAAGAAUGUAUCUUGGAAAAGAACCCGACUACUCUGUUGCUGGGCUCGCUGAUACGUAUUCUUCUUGGAGCGAAUUCUGCGAAGCUGAAAUUUCAGAAGAAAAGCUUUUGAUUUUCAAUGUCAAAGAAGGGUGGAAACCACUUUGCCAAUUUCUCCAAGUUCCAUUUCCCGAUGAAAUUUUUCCAAGAGCGAAUGAUCGAAAAACUUUCAACAACUUGCACAUUGUCAAACAAGAGGGAAGAGUCAUCAUUGCCGUUUUCGUUCUUUACUUUUUUCUUCUUUUCGCUGUUUUCGAGCUAUUUUUCUAA
This is a messenger RNA of Oikopleura dioica, 762 nucleotides long. The record is from the annotation of a GenBank genome assembly. NCBI's taxonomy places the organism in Eukaryota, Metazoa, Chordata, Appendicularia, Copelata, Oikopleuridae.